AACGAAUUCAGUUGCUCGCGACAAACGAAAGGAAGCUAACGAAGCGCCGUGCCAAGCGGAGUGUCAGCUGAGUCAGCUAGCAGAGCAGUGUUCAAAGAAAUUCAUGUUUGGUGAGCAAGAAAAAAAAAAACAAAAAAAAAAUAGUUGUAGCAUGCAACAACAACAGCAAGAAAUUUAUUAGCAACACUAGCAAAAGUGGAGUGAAGCAAACACAACAAGUAACAAAGGUAGCGAGAGUGUAGCAAAAACAAAAACAACAAAUAAAUAAACAAAAAUAAAGCAACAAGAAUAAAGCAGUUAGCGUAAAUAGCCAAAAUUAAUAAGCGAAAAUAAAACAACAACAACAACAAUGUACUUGCAAAAAUAAAGCAACAACAACAAUGUGUUUGCAAUAAUAAAACAACAACAAAUAUUAAAAAGCAACAACCAAAAUUUUCUUGCAAAAAUAAAACAACAACAAAAAUUCACUUGCAGAAAAAGCAACAACAAAAUUUUACUUACAAAAAUAAUACAACAACAACAAUUAACAAGCGAAAAUACAAUUAUAGCAGCAGCAAGCAAGCGAAUACAACAAGAACAACAACAUAGGUGCAGCAAAGAUACAUUACGUUGUCAAACAAUAUGGAGCUUGUUUCAAAAUCUAAUAUGAGCGCCUUAGAGGAUCGUUCUUCAAAAAGCAUGGAAAAAUUAAAAAUGCUGGAUAUAACACGGGAUCGACCAGUUAAAGUGGCAGUAAAGGUCGCGGUACCGGUGCGCGAUCAUCCAAAGUUCAAUUUCGUUGGCAAACUCUUGGGUCCCAAGGGCAAUUCUAUGAAGCGUCUUCAAGAGGAGACAAUGUGUAAAAUGGCUGUAUUAGGUCGUGGCUCGAUGCGUGAUCGUAAAAAGGAGGAGGAGUUGCGUGCCAGUGGCGACAGUCGUUAUGCCCAUCUCUUUGAAGAUUUGCACGUAGAAAUUUCCACAUUUGCAGCGCCCGCAGAAGCGCAUGCACGCAUAGCAUAUGCGCUAGCCGAAGUGCGAAGGUUCUUGGUGCCGGACUAUCACGACGACAUACGACAAGAGCAAAUGUGGGAAAUGCAAGCGUUGAGUUCCUCUACUUCGCUGACCUACACCGACGAUCAGCACAGUCCCAAUCGCGGUGGUGUCACCGAUAUGGAUACAUCGAAUGAUGAGAAGCUCGAGCUGGAACCGAAUGGUAUGGAAUGCAAUACACUGGAUAAGAACGAGGCACAACAGGUGAGUUUAAGCAAUGAACAGCAGCAACAACAACUGCAUCAACACCAACAACAGCAACAACAACAACGCAAUUUACAUCAUUUACUACACCAACCACCACCAACGUCGGCUCGUGGCCCCAACACGCCCGUCGCCACAGUAGCAACUCAUCAUCACACCAGUCUCUUGCCGACCAACACCGAUGGUCUCUGUCAGAAAGCGAGUGCCGGCAGCACAGCAACAGCUAUGAAUUCCUUCCCACUAGUACACCCAGCAGCUAUGUCGGUUGCAUUACAACACCAAUUGACCGCAGCCAGUAUUGGUAAUAUAUUGAAGCCAGCCGCACCGACGGCCGCUGGUGUGCCUACGGUGACUGAUUUGCAUACGGCAACACAACAGCCCAACCCAGCCAGCGGCAUAGCAUUGCCAACGGAGGCUGAAGCGCCCAUGGCAGCCACAUUGGGUUUGUUGGAUCCACCCACUGGUGCGUUGCUGCAUCCGGCGUUGCGCAGCGUCAAGGCAAUCAAUAUUGCGGGUGGCUUGGCCCGCAAGCGGCCACUAUUGGGUGUACCACGUUCUAGCAUGAAUCCAACUAAACGCACUGUAAUGACUUUACUAGCCAGAGCCAAGAACUCGCAGGCUUUGCAUGCGGUACGAAAUCCGAUUGCAGCAGCCACAGCGGCCCGAUUUGCUGAUCCCUUACAGAUGCUUACCUCCCCAUUUAUAUUGUCAUCGCAACCUAUGGAUCAGUCGAUGCUAACAUUUCCUAAGGAAAGUCUCGCACAAGGAGUCUAAGUCUAAUUCACACACACAAAAGACAAGGUAUUUUGAAAUAAAAAAAGUUGAUCCUUAUUGAGCCCGCCUCCACCUACACACCAAUGUAUUACAAUUAAGAAAUCACAAAAUACAAGAUUAAUAUUUAAUAUAUAAUAUAUAUAUAUAAAUAUAUAAAUAUAUAUUUAAAAACCAAAACUCGCCCAACGCAAAUAUAAAUUAAACUUAAAGCAAGAAAAUACAAAAACAAAACAUGAACUGUUAAAUUAAAAAUAAAGUAAAAAAUUAAAAUAAAAAUAAAAAUAAAAUAAAAAAAGCAAAUAAAUUAAUUAUACAGAUAUUUAUACAAUUAUACCUAAACUUAUCGGAAUGUUGAAAUUAACGACACAUUACGAGUAUUAUGAAGAAACACAUCUUUAGGGACUAACUGGCAACAUAAGUGUACACGACAAGUAACUUUGAAAACAAAAACAAAGCAAAAACAAAAACAAAAAACUUAAAAACGCAAUAUAUUUUAUUUACACAUAAAAACUAAACACUUAAACUAUAUUACUAAAAUCAAAGCAGAAAAACAAUUAUUAAAUAUAUAUAUAUACUAUACAUUAAGCAAAGCAAAAUAUAAGCGAAGUCUUAAAAUUAAUGAAAUUGAUAUAAAAAAAUAUCUUGACAUCGCAAAAAUUGUUUUAUUCUACAUAUUCACAUUAUGAAUGAAUUAAAAAUAAAAUUUAAUAACAAAAAAAACACAAACAACUUAUAUAUAUAUAUAAAAACAUUUAAAAGCUAAAGUAUUACUUAAAUAUAGUUAAUAAUAAACAUGGGAAAUUAAAUUAAGAUUUAAACAACAUUACAAUUUAAUGUGAGAAGAACUUUAAUGUGAGACAUAAACAGCAAACGAAAUUACUUUAAAGCAUUACUUUAAAACAUUACAAAUUUUUAAAGAAAUAUUAUAUAUUUAUAUUGUAUUAACAUAAUUUUUUACGAUUUUAGACUUGAAAACGCAAUUAGUUUCCAUGUUGCUAUGAAUGUGUGUACUAAAAGUAAUUAUAAAUAAUUAGUAUAAAUAGAUAUAUAUAUAUGUAUGUAUAAGUAUUUGUAUUAGUAGUGUACGUGCAUGCAAUAUACGCAGACUAAAUACAAACAUACAAACAUACAAACAGACAUACAAUAUGCAUAUAUACAACAAAGUUGAGCGAUGAUUUUGAGGCAUUGCUUCCGUGAGUGGGAGUGCAGCGCGUCCUUAGCCGCCCAUGGCAAUGGUUUCAAAGCAAUGCAAAGGGAAGCACCGAAAGGCUAACGAUUUACUGGCUAUUAUUCACACUGACUACCUUGAAGUGGCAGUAAAUGCAUAAAAGCAAAUAAUAAAAAUUAAAAUGGAAUUUAAUGAAUAAUAGUAAAUUUUAGUAAAUAUAAAAAUA
This is a messenger RNA of Bactrocera dorsalis (oriental fruit fly), 3401 nucleotides long. RefSeq lists its product as uncharacterized. The transcript is spliced from 8 exons. The record is from RefSeq and is a predicted model, not a curated record. Gene Ontology annotation, cellular component: nucleus. Gene Ontology annotation, molecular function: mRNA binding. Bases 622 to 2007 code for a protein of 461 amino acids. Gene Ontology annotation, biological process: regulation of alternative mRNA splicing, via spliceosome. Lineage: Eukaryota; Metazoa; Arthropoda; Insecta; Diptera; Tephritidae.